Molecule: messenger RNA, 1011 nt
Organism: Didymosphaeria variabile
Lineage: Eukaryota; Fungi; Ascomycota; Dothideomycetes; Pleosporales; Didymosphaeriaceae
Exons: 4
Coding region: 1-1011 (336 amino acids)
Biological process (GO): proteasome-mediated ubiquitin-dependent protein catabolic process; negative regulation of gluconeogenesis; protein targeting to vacuole
Cellular component (GO): GID complex; extrinsic component of membrane
Source: RefSeq, a predicted model, not a curated record
AUGCCUACCGAUGACAUCGCGGCCGUGCUCACGCCGCCAGUCGACGAGUAUGAGAGCACGCUGGCCGGUCGCUCCACUUGUCCUCCAGAGGAACUGCGCAUUCACCCAUCGCACAUUGUGACUAUCGCGCCAUAUUCACAGAAUGCGCUCGAAGACGAUACCCCAAUCGAUGCUCCAGCGCAGCAGCCAACGCCGCCUCCGACGGAUGACCCAGCAUCGCCCGCGCGCGCACGUUCUCCGUCAGAAUCGCAUCCUAAACCCAUAGAAACGUCUGUCGAUGGCCCCAUGCGGGAUAUUCCCACACCAAUGAGCACGGCAGACGAUAGCACUGAGGAACCGCGGCACACGCAUGCUUCACCGCUUUCAGCGACAGCACCAUCGACCGCCUCCUGGUCACAGCAGAGAUAUCCUACACCGCCGUACUCAGGCCACAGAUUUCUUCCCAACUCGUCCUCAUCGCUCCUCCGCCCCGGCAGUCGCUUCAAAGGAAACCAAACCUCGGAUCGGCAGCAGUACGAAGUAGAAGUCGAGAUCAAAUAUGUAGAUAUGCGCGACUCAUUCCUGUGUGGGUAUCUGCGCAUCAAAGGCCUGACAGAAGACCACCCAAGCUUGACCACAUAUUUCGAGGGCGAAAUUAUUGGCAGCAAAUAUACUUUUAUCACACAGCAUCCGGAAUGGGGUUCCAAUGAGAAGGUGGACCGGCAGCACUGGGGUAGAUUCUCAGCAUACAAGCCGCUCUCCAAGUACUCAUCGCGACCGGAACUGGUAUCAAAAGAUUGGAUGCAGAAGGAGCAUCUUUUCAUGCGCUGGAAGGAGUACUUCCUCGUUCCGGACCACCGUGUCAAAACCAUAAAUGGCGCGAGUUUCGAGGGGUUCUAUUACAUCUGCUUCAACCAGGUUUCUGGCAGCAUUGAAGGAAUAUACUUCCACGCUAAGAGCGAGAAAUUCCAAAAGUUGCAAUUAGAACACGUUGAGGAUCACGGGUGUCAGGGCGCAAUUGAGUUCCGAUAA